GAUGAAGUUCAGAUGCGCGCCGUUGUUCCGUACGCGCGUCACCAGCGCACAGAGGAGCUUCCCGACGCGAGGGGAGGAUGGAGACUCAGAGAUGUGUGGAUCACGACCAUGGGAGGCUUUGAACGUGACAUUACACGCAGCUAAUUGACGCACUUCUACUUUUACAGGAUAUGUUUCCACCCUUUGUGUGAGCGCUAACGCAGCUGCUCUGGAUUCAGACCUCCGGCGUCCGUCUUUCUUUCUCCCCAGUUGAGAAGCUUCCUGGGCUGCGUGGAAAACCGUCAAACCUCGGCUCGUUCCGUCGCGGUUAUGUUGUAGUUUUUACUCCGACGAAGCUUUUUUUUUUUAUUUUGGGAUCCAGGAAAUGUUGGCAUGGCCGCUUCGGGAGCACAGAGGUGUCAGAAGAGUGAGAAGUUGGACGAGGCGCAGGCUUUAGCCAAGAGCUGCGCGGGGAGACCAGACUUCCUGCCUUGUGAUGGGCUCUCCAUCUGCGCUACCCACAGCCACGGGAAGUGCUUCAAGCUGCACUGGUGCUGCCACUUGGGCUGGUGUCACUGCAAGUAUGUGUACCAGCCCAUGACCAAUGUGUGCCAGCUGCCCAGCACAGCCGUGCCAGCUGUUGGGACCGAGUACAGUAACACCAUGGACCUGUCCGUCUCUCUGGCCGAGCGCUUCCUGAAGCUCGCUCCCUGCUUCCAGUCCCCGCCGCACCUGGAGUCGCCCAAGUACUGCGUCAUCGCCGACCUGUUCGUGGACGACUACAUUGUCAAACGCAUCAACGGGAAGAUGUGCUACGUGCAGCGCCCGCCGCCUCCCUUACCGGAGCCCCCUCAUCCUCCCACCCCUCCCCCGCCUGCCCCCGCUACGCCUCAGAUGCCCCAGAAACUGGCUCAGCCUCGGCCGCCGGCGAAGCCCGCACCUGCGCCUGCACCUGUGCAGCCGGUCCAGCAGGUGUACAGUGAACACAAACAUCUUUCCCCCGUGGAUAAGAUCAAAGGCCCCAAAAUGGACCACUGCUCCUCGCCGUCCAGCUCCGAGGACUCCGGCAUCAACGCGCUGGGUCUGCACUACCUGGAGUCCUGCGAGGAGGAGAGCGAGGAGGAGGAGGAUGACGAGUUGAGCACAGAUGGGAACUCCAGCCCCGGCAGCCUCUGGGAUCAGGACGACUGUUCUCUGCUCUCGCCCUCCAAGUCAAUGAUAGAGAUCAUCGAAAAGAUCGAAACAACUGUGUAACUGACACAACGUCGACGUGGACGGCAGCUGUGACGGAGCGUCAGCUACACAGCCGAUUAUUGAGAAUAGCACCUGAGGAUUUAUUCUGCAUAGACCAAUAGAAACCCCUCUUUAACGCUUCGGCAGGCCUUUGCCAGGUUGUUUAGCUGAAUUUGUUUUCUGCAGGUGGCUGAUGACUGUACAUCUGCACUCACACACAGCCUCUCGUCUGUCCACAUCCCCUGCAUGGAGUGAAUUUUUAAUACAGUACAGGAGAAAGGCACAAGCACAAGAAUAUCAAGCACAUGCACAGUGGACCAAAUAGACCUCCUGCAACGUUGUACUUAUAGUAUGAAUAAUCUAAAAUGCAAAAGAAAUCGAUGAGUGCACCUCCAGCAGAGGAAAAUGAGGGAGAGUUUUUUUCCUGAGAUUUCUCUUUACAGUAGGUAUAUAUUAGUGGAGCAAAAUUUGUAAGAACAUGCUGGUUUAAGUAGCGUUCCUGAUGAUAAUAAGCAGUUAGGUAUUUCUUAGUGUUCUCUAGUCGUCAAUCUGGCAGCCAAGACUUUGAUUCUAUUUCAACAUUUAAGUGGCACAUAAGCGUACCAUUUCCUGCACUCUGGUCAGUGGCUCCACCCACACACGUAUUAGUAAUUCUAACACUUCAGCAUUUUAACUACAAGGCCAGCUACCUCUCAUGGGCCUAAAGCACGUCAGCCUUUUAACCCAUUAAUUACUCAGCUCCCGGCUGCUAUGACACACCUGCUUUUGUCACCAUAUUUAAAAAGACUUCCGGCCCACCACAGUUUGUGUGCACUUUACUGACACGGACACAAGCAGUAGGUAGGUAGGUCAGUGUUUGACAAUCAAGGAUUACACAGAAGCACAUUCCUAUACUGUACCUGCCAGCGAGGGUUUAAGGAUACCAUUUAUCAGACGUUAGCACAUUGUGACUGACCACCUUUUUCGGUCGGGCCGGACUGAACUGAACUGCAGCGCUGUUCAAGGUUAAAUGGUGCGUUAAGCAAAACAUGACUUGUAUUGACCUCUAUUAGCAGCCAAGAUAUUAAAUAGCAUGGACGUGACUCUGGCAGAGCGACAGUGACAAAAGUAGGAGUCACGUUGUCACGGCAGAAACUAGCAAGACACCUAGUGAAGAGGGAAUAUAUCUAAUAUAUAUAUAUAAAAACAUAUAAACUUAUAUAACAAUAAAACUGCAUUGUUAUUUGCUUUUUCGGGCUUGACAGUGAAAUGUCUUGUGAUGCCAGCUGAAAGGGGAGUCUGGGAAAGGCGUAGGCUAGAUUAGUAUGUCACAGUUAUUUCGUGCUAUGGGGCAGACAAAUGUCACUUAAUGCACCUUUAAAAGGAGUUUACAGUCUGGAGUAGGAAGCUGAGUAGGUGUUGUGAUGUUGUGAUGGACAUGAUGUUAUAAGAAAUGCACUCAAGUAUAACAUUUGUGAGACAGCCCCUUAUUAGUCAGUUAGUAAAAUAAAGAUGGGCUGGGUCUUUUUAAUUUUUUUUUUUUUUAUGUUUAAAGAGUCCUGGAGCGUAAUCUGCAAAAAUCACUAAACUAUUCAAAUAUGUAUUGCUACAAUGAUACACUAGAUGUUUGGUUUUUUUCCCCCCCAAGUCAUUUUGCAUGACUGCAGUCAUUUGCAGAAGUCCCUCAUGUCAAAAACCAAUUUAAAUAAUUUGUGACUGAGAGUGUUCAAAGAGUGAACAAAUCCUUUAUCUGUCAUUUAAUUAUUAUUUUCCAGGGACAGCCCUUGACAUUACACUGAACACAGUCCUUCUUACUGCAGUUAAAAACAUCUGUUACGUUCUUAUUAUUGUUAUAUUAUUUUCAUAUGAAUAAAUCUUAAUGAAACUCA
Messenger RNA from Centropristis striata (black sea bass), 3080 nucleotides. Its product is annotated as UPF0524 protein C3orf70 homolog B. The transcript is spliced from 2 exons. NCBI's taxonomy places the organism in Eukaryota, Metazoa, Chordata, Actinopteri, Perciformes, Serranidae. The record is from RefSeq and is a predicted model, not a curated record. Bases 373 to 1233 code for a protein of 286 amino acids.